AUGGGUUCCCUGUUUCUUUUUCCCGAAAUCGUAUCUUGCUCAAUCGUGUAAAAUCUUCCAGUAAAUUCCCCUGAAAUGGCUGAUAAAUCUAGCAAGGAAUUCCAAAGCUUUUUGGACAAUAAUCAGUAUACCUCUAGCGGGAUCCUGCGAUAUGAGAGGGUGUUUGGACGAGGGUUUGUGAGCACUGGGGGCCUUGAGACAACCAAGGAAUUUGUGGAAAUGCUCAACCUUGCUCCUGGGCAGAAGGUCUUAGAUGUUGGCUGUGGUAUUGGAGGAAGUGCUUUUUACAUGAUCAAGAAUUUUCAUAUGGAAGUCCGUGCCGUUGACUUGUCAACCAAUAUGAUUGAAAUAGGCAAGCAACGGGCUGCUGAAUUUGAAAUAGAUAAGGUUGAUUUUGAAGUAGAGGACAUCACUUCUGCAAAGUAUGAACCUGGAACUUUUGACGUGAUAUAUAGCAGGGAUACAAUUUUACACAUUGAAGACAAAGAAAGCUUGUUUACAAACUUCUUGACAUGGCUAAAGCCUGGUGGACAGCUGCUGAUUUCAGACUAUUCAUGUGGGACUGGUGAAUGGUCCAAGAGGUUUAAGGCAUAUGUUACUCAGAGGCAUUACCACUUAUUAGACCCCGAAUCUUAUGGAAAGCUUGUAGAGAAAGUUGGCUUCUCUAAUGUAAGAGCCGAGGAUCGCACCUCACAGUUCAUGGAUGUCCUACAAAAGGAGAGAGAGAAGACAGAGAAACAAAAAGAUGAGAUGUUAAAGUCAUUCUCUCUUGAGGAGUACAAUAUUUUGGUUGAGGGAUGGUCUGCCAAGUUAGAGAGGUGUAGAGAUGGAGAUCAAAGAUGGGUGCUUGUACAUGCCUUUAAGCCACAGUGACUUGCAAUAAUAAUUAAAAUUUAUGUAUUUCUUUAUUUUUCCACCAAAAGUCCAAAAGUGUCACAAGAGUGUUAGUAGUGGUAGUACUCAUGUGAUAUUUCUAAAGAACUGCAUGCGGGAUUGAUUACAAAUAAAAUUUAAUAUUAUCAUA
Nematostella vectensis (starlet sea anemone) is the source of this 1024-nucleotide messenger RNA. Its product is annotated as phosphomethylethanolamine N-methyltransferase. The transcript is spliced from 7 exons. The record is from RefSeq and is a predicted model, not a curated record. Lineage: Eukaryota; Metazoa; Cnidaria; Anthozoa; Actiniaria; Edwardsiidae. The coding region runs from base 76 to 873 and encodes 265 amino acids.